Molecule: messenger RNA, 782 nt
Organism: Hevea brasiliensis (rubber tree)
Lineage: Eukaryota; Viridiplantae; Streptophyta; Magnoliopsida; Malpighiales; Euphorbiaceae
Product: peptide methionine sulfoxide reductase B5
Exons: 3
Coding region: 177-578 (133 amino acids)
Biological process (GO): response to oxidative stress; protein repair
Molecular function (GO): peptide-methionine (R)-S-oxide reductase activity
Source: RefSeq, a predicted model, not a curated record
AAUCAAAUUUAAUCGAUUCAAACUCGUAUAUUCCACUGUAACCCAACAAUGCACACCAUUGCUAGCUCCUGUACUAAAGAAAAUAAAGAAGGAAAAUCACCCCAGUAGCAUUUGGGUUCCGGUCGAGUGAUCGAGUCCAGUCUCUUGGAAGGGAAGAGAAAGGUAGAUACGUGACGAUGGCUGCACCAGCUUCGAUUCAAAAGACUGAGGAAGAGUGGCGGGCUAUUCUCUCUCCCGAGCAAUUUCCUAUUCUCCGGGAGAAAGGAACUGAAUUGAAAUUCACAGGAGAAUACGAUAAGUUCUUUGGUGAAGGAGUGUGCAAUUGUGCUGGUUGUGGGACACCACUCUACAAAUCAGCUGCCAAAUUUGACUCUGGUUGUGGUUGGCCUAAUGUCUAUGAAGGUCUUCCUGGAGCUAUAAAUGGUACCCCAGACCCAGAUGGGAGGAGAACUGAGAUUACAUGUGCAGCUUGUGGGGGGCACUUGGGUCAUGUUUUCAAAGGUGAAGGGUUCAAGACUCCUACAGAUGAACGUCACUGUGUCAACAGCAUCUCAAUCAAGUUUAUUCCUGCAAAUUAAUUCUCUACAUGAAGAUAUUAAAGGUUGUCCUUAUGCAAGGACAAAUUCUGUUCCUACUGGUUUAUUUAAAGAGUAGCUGCCACCUGCUAUGAGCAGUAGCCUAUCAAGUAAAAAGUGAUGAAUAAUCCCUAAUAAAAUAAUUCUGAUUGAAAUGCUGAUACAUGUCUAUGUUUCUUCUUCCAUUGUAAAUUCGUAUUUGUAAUA